CUCUUCUAGAAAAAUUUCUAAGUUCCCCGGAAAGAUUUCAAGACUCCCGCCGCUUCUUAAUUUGCGGCCAUCAGAGUAGAGAAGGGGUGGGGGGUUGUUUAAAAUUUUUUUUAAAUUUUUCUGAAAAAUUCCGUCGGGGUUGUGCUACCUCCCGCAGUGACGUAAUUUCCAAAAAUUUCCAAGAAUUUCCAGAAAUUCUUUGCGUCUCAGAGAGCAGCGGUGUACUUGUUACUUAAAAGGAUAUCUGUCAUUCACAAUUUAAAACGCAUAACCUACCAAUAAUACUGUGAAAAGAAGACAGACGAAUUAUUUACCUUAUCGGAAUAGUAAUUUAAAUUAAAGAAAAUGACAGACUGUUUGAGAGAGCCUGCUUUCGUAGUUGGAGAUAUCGAUGAAGAUAUUAACCUCUCUUUGCCACCAUCCUCCGGCGAAGAGUACAUCAAAAGGGUGGUAGUAGAGGCACAACAGUGCGCCGAUAUUGUAGUAGCUGCGAUUAAUCGGAAACAUUUUAGAAAACCAACAAUUGACGUUGAACCUGUAAGUUUGCAAAACACUGUGUCUAUUAAUGAUUCGAAUGCAAAGUUAUCAGGAUGCGUGGAGGCACCGUCGUGGCUUGGCAGUACUCUUGAUUGGCAGCAGUGUCAAUUGUCAGACUUUUCCAAUAUCAGACUGUACAUACGUCAAUUGAAAAGUGAAAUUCAGACAUCGAAACGUAAAUGGAGACCUCAACAGUUUGACUUACCAAGUAUAGAUGAUCAAAAUGCUUGGGUCAAAUUUUGUUUGGGCGAUUACAAGGAGAAAAAGAACAUUGUUCCGACAUUGGAUAUAAUUUUCUGUUUGAAUCAACCAAUGGUGGAACAAAUACUGGAGUAUUUGGUAGAGCAUAUAGAGGCUGAGAAGAAGAUAGGAUAUAAUUUGGGUCAAUGGAUAUAUUCGUUACUGGUUGUUUUAGAACUACCUCUGACUCCAAACAUAUGUUCCUGUUUGCGUUCCUUGGCCAGGACAUGUUCGAUCAUUCGCGUAAAUUCGAAAAUGUUGGAAGUACACGAAAUUGGGACACUGAAUUUAUUUAUAUGCCUAGUUGCAAGAUACUUCCGACAGCUGGACAUGGCCGACCCUUAAAAGCUCAUUUCCUAAAGUGCGAU
Messenger RNA from Colletes gigas, 1145 nucleotides. RefSeq names its product gem-associated protein 2 (gene Gem2). Bases 346 to 1122 code for a protein of 258 amino acids. NCBI's taxonomy places the organism in Eukaryota, Metazoa, Arthropoda, Insecta, Hymenoptera, Colletidae. The transcript is spliced from 5 exons. Gene Ontology annotation, biological process: spliceosomal snRNP assembly; spliceosomal complex assembly. Gene Ontology annotation, cellular component: SMN complex; nucleus; spliceosomal complex. The record is from RefSeq and is a predicted model, not a curated record.